AUGAAAUCAAACGAUGCAGGGUAUUCCGUGCAUCUAUCACAAGGGGGGCUUGGGACUCGAACCCAAAUCUUCCAUGACCCCCCACGAAUCAGCAAAAACGAAGCUACCAAUCCAGUACCUACUUUACUGAGCCAUUUAGUCAAUGACAGAUCCGCUUUGGCGUACUACCAAGUUUCACGUUGGCAUGUGACACUCUCCUUCCUUGCUUUUCCAUACGCUUGCUGGAGAAGGCCCUAUGGAGUAAAGGGAAGUGCAGGAAUGCUGUUUCAUCCUUCGAAUUCUGAAAGUGCUGUAAGGCGAGUGGAGCGAAGGAAGAAGCUCUUACUCACUGCCAGGUCCUCUGGUAACUCUAGUGCUCUGUUCCUAACUGCUGCAGCUCAAAACCUGAUUUGCCUCAAACUAGCUGAGGAACUUGGGGUGAUAGUCGCAAGCCCAUGGGUGUCUUGGUUUAAAGCUGCUAGUUUACCUGCAUUGAUUUCCCUUCUGGCAUCUCCAUUUGUAUUGUACAAGCUUUAUCCUCCUGAAAUCAAAGAUACACCAGAUGCCCCUGCUAUGGCUUCAAAGAAACUGGACCUCAUGGGUCCAGUCACAAGAAAUGAAUGGGUGAUGGUUGGUACAAUGCUUCUUGCAGUUUCUUUGUGGGUCUUUGGAGAAGCUCUUGGAAUAGCAAGUGUUGUUGCUGCUAUGCUUUGCUUAUCAAUGCUCUUACUGUUUGGGGUGCUUGAUUGGGAUGACUGCUUAAGUGACAAGUCAGCAUGGGAUACUUUGGCUUGGUUUGCAGUUCUAGUUGGCAUGGCAGGCCAAUUGACAAAUCUUGGCAUUGUAGCCUGGAUGUCUGGAUGUGUUGCUGUAUUCCUUCAAUCUUUUUCUUUGAGUUGGCCGGUCGCAUUUGUUGUUCUUCAGGCUGCUUACUUCUUUAUCCAUUACUUAUUUGCAAGUCAAACUGGUCAUGUGGGAGCUUUAUACUCUGCAUUUCUGGCGAUGCACUUGGCAUCUGGGGUGCCUGGUGUGCUGGCAGCACUUGCUCUAGCGUACAAUACCAGUCUGUUUGGUGCUCUAACACAUUAUAGCAGUGGCCAGGCUGCCGUGUACUUUGGAGCUGGCUAUGUAGACCUUCCAGAUGUAUUCAAAUUCGGAUUCAUAAUGGCCCUUGUCAAUGCCGUGAUCUGGGGAGUUGCUGGGACUUUCUGGUGGAAGUUCUUGGGCCUGUAUUGAUUUUCAAUUCCCUUGUAAGUAGAUGUUCUCUCCUUUGUUUCACGGUUAAGCAGAGGAACAUUCUCUUUCUAAGGAGAAACGCCAAAAUUUGGGCUUUUACCUUCUGCUUUGAGCUCAUUGUUAACGUUACUCUAGUGUAACAAUGCUCAUUGAAUUUCCACAGACGAAUAUAAUUUUUUCGUGGGAAUAGAAUCAAUAGAUGAGACAAAUGAAUUGUUAGGUGUGUCAUGAAUUCAUGAUGCCUCUGAUUGCAUAUAUGACCUUGAGUAAGGGAUCCGUGUGAGUAAUCUUUCCAUCUGUUGCAUAAAUGAUGGCACGAUA
Messenger RNA from Ilex paraguariensis (yerba mate), 1536 nucleotides. Lineage: Eukaryota; Viridiplantae; Streptophyta; Magnoliopsida; Aquifoliales; Aquifoliaceae. The record is from the annotation of a GenBank genome assembly.